GUCACUCGACAGUCGACGCUCCCCAAUUUCUCCAUUUCCAGAGACGCAGAGAGAGAGAGAGUGAGAGAUGUCAGGGUGGGACGAGGGGGCAGUGUACUACAGCGACCAGGCUCACUCGUGGCGCGGCGGUGGUGAAGACCACGAUCCGGAGGCGGCUAGCCGACACUCCGUCCUCCAAAAGUUCAAGGAGUUCAUCCGCGGCUUCGAGACCGACAAGAAUGUUUUCCCCUACAGAGAAAGCCUCGUCCACAAUCCCAACAAGUCCCUUCUCGUCGACUUGGAGGACCUCGAUGCCUUCGACCCCGACCUCCCGGCCCUGCUCCGCUCCUCCCCCGCCGACUACUUGCCUCUUUUUGAGACGGCCGCGGCGGAGGUUUUGGCGAGCUUGCGGUCGAAAGUGACAGGAGAGACUGGAGAAAUGGAAGAUCCGGUGACCGGGGACGUUCAGGUCUUGCUGACGUCGAAGGAGGAUCCGGUCUCGAUGAGGUUUCUAGGGGCUCAAUAUAUAUCGAAACUUGUUAAAAUAGCUGGGAUCACUAUAGCUGCAUCUAGGACUAAGGCAAAGGCAACUUAUGUGACUCUUAUCUGCAAGAACUGUAGAAAUUCAAAGCAAAUUCCUUGUCGGCCAGGCCUCGGUGGUGCAAUUGUCCCUCGUUCUUGUGAUCAUAUCCCUCAGCCGGGAGAAGAACCAUGCCCACUUGAUCCAUGGCUUGUGGUUCCAGAUAAGAGCAAGUAUGUCGAUCAACAAACCUUGAAACUGCAGGAGAAUCCAGAGGAUGUUCCAACUGGGGAGCUUCCAAGGAACAUGCUUCUAUCUGUGGAUCGCCAUCUUGUUCAAACAAUUGUACCUGGCACGAGAUUGACGAUCAUGGGUAUUUAUAGUAUCUAUCAAGCUGCCAAUUCUGCCACGUCCCACAAAGGAGCAGUUGCAGUUAGACAACCUUAUAUCAGAGUUGUAGGAAUAGAAGAAGCAAAUGAGGCCAACUCCCGUGGUCCUGCUGCUUUUACACAGGAAGAGAUAGAAGGAUUCAAAAAAUUUGCUGCAGAACCCAAUGUGUACAAAAACAUAUGCUCAAAGAUAGCUCCUUCUAUAUUUGGUCAUGAUGACUUGAAAAAGGCUGUGGCUUGUCUGCUGUUUGGAGGGUCAAGGAAGAAUUUACCCGAUGGUGUGAAAUUAAGAGGUGAUAUCAAUGUGUUACUUUUGGGGGACCCAUCUACUGCUAAAUCACAGUUUCUCAAGUUUGUUGAAAAGACUGCUCCUGUUGCUGUUUAUACUUCAGGAAAAGGUUCUUCAGCUGCUGGUCUUACGGCUUCUGUGAUCAGAGAUAGUGGUUCCCGUGAGUUUUACCUUGAAGGAGGAGCCAUGGUUUUGGCAGAUGGAGGGGUUGUCUGUAUUGAUGAGUUCGACAAAAUGAGACCUGAAGAUAGGGUUGCUAUUCAUGAAGCCAUGGAACAACAAACAAUAUCGAUUGCUAAAGCAGGAAUAACAACAGUUCUUAAUUCUAGAACUUCAGUGCUUGCAGCUGCUAACCCUCCUUCAGGACGUUACGAUGAUCUUAAGACUGCACAGGACAAUAUUGAUUUGCAGACAACAAUUCUUUCUAGAUUUGAUUUAAUCUUCAUUGUGAAAGAUAUCAGGAUGUACAGUCAAGACAAGAUUAUAGCUAGUCAUAUCAUAAGAGUCCAUGCAUCUGCUAAUGCAACCUCAGGUGAAAGUAGAGUUCCUAAAGAAGAGAAUUGGCUGAAGAGGUAUAUACAAUAUUGUCGAACUGAAUGCCACCCACGAUUAUCAGAAUCUGCGUCUAACUUACUGCAGAACAAUUAUGUCAAAAUUAGACAGGACAUGAGGCAGCAAGCAAAUGAAACUGGUGAGGCUGCCGCAAUACCAAUUACUGUAAGGCAGCUGGAAGCUAUUGUAAGGUUGAGUGAGGCUCUUGCAAAAAUGAAACUAUCACAUGUUGCCACUGAGGAGAAUGUGCAGGAAGCUAUAAGACUUUUUACUGUUUCCACCAUGGAUGCAGCACGGUCUGGAAUAAAUCAACAAGUGAAUCUCACUGCUGAGAUGGCAAAUGAGAUUAAGCAAGCAGAAACCCAGAUAAAGAGAAGAAUCGGGAUUGGAAACCACAUAUCAGAAAGAAAACUGAUAGAUGAGCUUAGCAGAAUGGGGAUGAACGAAUCUAUUGUGAGAAGAGCUCUUAUAAUUAUGCACCAGCGAGAUGAAGUUGAAUACAAGCGAGAAAGGCGUGUAAUUCUACGAAAAGCAUGACCAAUUGUUAUGUAAUCUUAAUCUUUUUUAGCAAAUUAUUGGCACUGAUUAAAAGAAGAGAACUGAUGUAAGGUGGUGUAUUUUCAUAUGAAAAAUUGGUUUCAGUUGCCGA
Messenger RNA from Juglans regia (Persian walnut), 2378 nucleotides. RefSeq names its product DNA replication licensing factor MCM5. Gene Ontology annotation, molecular function: single-stranded DNA helicase activity; DNA replication origin binding; single-stranded DNA binding. Gene Ontology annotation, cellular component: nucleus; MCM complex. Bases 68 to 2266 code for a protein of 732 amino acids. Gene Ontology annotation, biological process: DNA replication initiation; DNA replication; double-strand break repair via break-induced replication. The record is from RefSeq and is a predicted model, not a curated record. The transcript is spliced from 18 exons. Lineage: Eukaryota; Viridiplantae; Streptophyta; Magnoliopsida; Fagales; Juglandaceae.